Auxenochlorella protothecoides is the source of this 1704-nucleotide messenger RNA. RefSeq names its product 24-hydroxycholesterol 7-alpha-hydroxylase. The coding region runs from base 1 to 1704 and encodes 567 amino acids. The transcript is spliced from 9 exons. NCBI's taxonomy places the organism in Eukaryota, Viridiplantae, Chlorophyta, Trebouxiophyceae, Chlorellales, Chlorellaceae. Gene Ontology annotation, molecular function: oxidoreductase activity, acting on paired donors, with incorporation or reduction of molecular oxygen; monooxygenase activity; iron ion binding. The record is from RefSeq and is a predicted model, not a curated record.
AUGACCUGGCUCCUGGCACCCGAGGCAUAUGCCCCCUUUUUCACGGCCCCAGAGGAUCAAAUAAGCUUUGGACCCGCUGUACAACAGUUCACGGACCGGGUCUUCGGGCUUCCUCCUCAGCACUUUGUUGGCAAGCACGGGCUCAUGCUGCGCACACUGCGGUGGCAGCUGGUCCCAGGCACGCUCCCAAACAUACUCCACCCCCUUCACUCCUUCCUGCGCCGGGAGCUGGAGGUCAACCCCCUGCGUGGCCGGGUAGGCUCGGUGAGCACAUUCUUUGGGUCCAGCUUCCUUGAGGAGGUCGACGUCGCCUCGCUGCUGCAGUCUUUCCAGACCUUUGAGUCGGGUUUCGAGAUGGCUGCCUCGCCGGUGCCACUCUGCCUCCAGUGGCCCUUCCUCCGGGCCCGAUCAAGGCUGGUGGAGACGUUCCGGCAAGCGCUGCUCAGGGACAGCAUCGGCAAGGGGACGGUGGUGAAGAGGCUGAUUGAUGACGUGCAGCUGCCCGACAGCUGCACACCCAACAUGAUGCUGUGCUUCAUGUGGGCGUCUCAGGCGAACGCCACUCCCACGGCCUUCUGGACGCUUGCGUUCCUGCUGCUCCCAGAGAAUGCUGCAUAUCGGGAGCGCGUGGAGGCGGAGCUGCAUGCGACGCGCUCCAGCACCGACCCCCAGGUCGAUCUCUGUAAAUAUAUCCAGGACAUCACUUUCCGCAGCUCGGUGAGCACAUUCUUUGGGUCCAGCUUCCUUGAGGAGGUCGACGUCGCCUCGCUGCUGCAGUCUUUCCAGACCUUUGAGUCGGGUUUCGAGAUGGCUGCCUCGCCGGUGCCACUCUGCCUCCAGUGGCCCUUCCUCCGGGCCCGAUCAAGGCUGGUGGAGACGUUCCGGCAAGCGCUGCUCAGGGACAGCAUCGGCAAGGGGACGGUGGUGAAGAGGCUGAUUGAUGACGUGCAGCUGCCCGACAGCUGCACACCCAACAUGAUGCUGUGCUUCAUGUGGGCGUCUCAGGCGAACGCCACUCCCACGGCCUUCUGGACGCUUGCGUUCCUGCUGCUCCCAGAGAAUGCUGCAUAUCGGGAGCGCGUGGAGGCGGAGCUGCAUGCGACGCGCUCCAGCACCGACCCCGCGGCCAGCCUGGUGGACCUGGCCUGCUCCCGGAGUAGCGCGCUAAACAAGUGCAUCGCGGAGACCAUCCGGCUGCGGGCCCCCUCCAUCGACGUGCGGAUCGCGGCCUCGGACGUGAUGCUCCGACUCCCAGGCCGGGAGGGCCUGCUGCUUGAGAAGGGGUCUGUGCUGGCCACAUCCCCCUUUGAGAGCCACAGCGACGAGAGGCUGUAUGGGCCGGAUGCCCGGCACUACAAUCCGGACCGGGAGGGCAUGCUCCUGUGCGGGAAGACGGCACUGCACUCCAGCAUCUUGGGCGUCGGCGGGGUGGCGGGCCUUGCAUUCGGGGGCGGGAAGUACAGGUGUCCAGGGCGCUACUUUGCGGAGGCGGAGGUCGCGCUGGUCGUGGGCAUGAUCCUGCUGUCCUGCCCGACGCUGGCGCGGGACAACCUGCAGCAGCAGUGGGAGGGGGGGAUGGGGGAUCCCCAUGGAUGCCUCCCUGCCCCCGACUUCCGAAAGCUGCUUGGGAUCAAGGUUCCCGCUGCUCCCUGCUGGGUCUCAGCAAAGGAGAAGGGUUGCUGGUAUGGGCCGGCAGUGCCCUGA